Molecule: messenger RNA, 1938 nt
Organism: Drosophila biarmipes
Lineage: Eukaryota; Metazoa; Arthropoda; Insecta; Diptera; Drosophilidae
Gene: Indy-2
Product: protein I'm not dead yet 2
Exons: 13
Coding region: 120-1808 (562 amino acids)
Biological process (GO): citrate transport; monoatomic anion transmembrane transport
Cellular component (GO): membrane
Molecular function (GO): succinate transmembrane transporter activity; citrate transmembrane transporter activity
Source: RefSeq, a predicted model, not a curated record
UCCUUAGGUCCGAUUACGAUUGUACACAGGCUUCCGCACACGUAAUACACAUACAUGAUACAGGGAAAAAGCAAAUGUUGGCCUAAUAAUCGCAUUUGGCGGCCUGAAGACCAGACAAGAUGGCAGAGCCAGAGGAACCACGGCAGGUUGCUCUCGGUCGCUGCUGCAAGUUCCACUGGCGGGGCAAGAUAGCUGUGAUCAUACCCAUCAUCACCUCGCCGAUCCUUGUCCUGGGUUUCGAGUACAACGCGUCUGAGUACAAGUGCUUGUACGUCAUAGUUACCAUGGCUCUGCUGUGGAUCACCGAAGCCCUGCCCAUCUACGUUACAGCACUGUUGCCCAUUGUGUUUUUACCAGUUCUUGGUCUUGUUGACACCGCAGUAGUGUGCAGUAUGUACUUCACCGACACCAUUGUCAUGUUCCUGGGAGGUCUCGUUAUGGCCUUGGCCAUAGAGUACUGUAACCUCCACACCAGAAUUGCCCUGAGGGUCAUCCGGAUUGUCGGUGGAAGUCCACGAAGAUUAUUCGUAGGACUCAUGAGUGUAAGCGUAUUCAUGGGUCUGUGGAUAUCGAACUCGGCUGGAACGGCCAUGAUGUGCCCCAUAGUCAAGGCGGUAAUAAAUGAAAUGGAUGUCAACAAUAUAUUUCCAAUAUAUAUGACACAAGAGGAAGAGCCGGUGGAGGAGGGAGACCCACCCCAUCCCUCGAAGGUAGCUAUUGCCUUCUAUGUGGGCGUGGCCUACGCCUCCACAAUUGGCGGUCUGGGAACCCUGAUUGGAACGGGGACGAACCUGGUCUUCAAGGGAAUCUACGAUCAACGGUUUCCCACUUCCACGGAGGAGAUCACAUUUGCCAACUUCAUGUUCUACUCGAUCCCCCUUCUGGUGGUGGUCAACAUAACGCUGGUAAUCCUCUCUUUUAUGAUAACCCACAUGGGCCUGUUUCGACCCAAAAGUGAAACCGGGCGGCGGAUUAAGGAGGCCAACGCAAACCGGAAAUUUAUGGAGGAAGUUCUUCGACAGCGUCAUAUUGAUCUGGGCCCAAUGAGCUGUCACGAGAUCCAAGUUGCCAUUCUGUUUGGUGUGAUGAUCCUUCUCCUAAUUACCCAUAGACCAGGCGUUUUUCCGGGCUGGAGCGAUUUGCUCAGCGCAAAGCAAGUAAAAAGUUCGGCUGGAUUGAUGUUUCUUAUUCUACUAAUGUUUGCCUUGCCCACUCAAUACACCUUCUUCAAGUACUGCUGCGGCAAAGCUCCUUUCCCCGGCCAGGCAUUAGAUGCCCUACUAGCUUGGAAGUUUGUGCACGAAAACGUGGCCUGGGGUCUAUUGUUCCUGCUGGGUGGGGGCUUCGCCUUGGCCGAGGCGAGUAAACGAAAUGGUGUGAAUAUAAUGAUUGCAAGGGCCAUGCAGUUCCUCACCGGAAUGCCUAGUAUUGUGGUGCAGAUAAUCACGAUUCUGCUGUCCAUGUUCUUCUCAGUCUUUAACUCCAACGUGGUGGUAGCGAACAUAGUAAUACCGAUCUUAAGCGAAAUGGCUCUCGUCGUGGAAAUCCAUCCCCUGAUCCUGACUUUGCCAUCUUGUCUGGUAAUCAGUAUGUGCUACUUCUUACCAGUGAGCUCGCCACCAAACGCCAUUGUUACAGGCUAUGCCCAUAUCAAGACGAAGUACUUGGCCUGUUGCGGCGUCUUACCCACAAUUAUUGGAUUCCUUCUGGUUAUCCUGAACACGAAUACAUGGGGAAUGCUAAUAUUUCCAGCAGCCAAUACCUUUCCGGACUGGGCUAAGGACAUUAAGAACCAGAGCCGUAUCUGAACGAAUGCUAAUGGUUGCGUAACACUAGUAUAAAGAAUUAAAGAUAUACAUUGUGUAAAAUUUUAAGGAGUAUUGUUUGCAUAAAAGUCCUUAGAGUAUGUAAUGUAAUAAAGGCAUCACAUUUAGCUUA